Carassius carassius (crucian carp) is the source of this 3629-nucleotide messenger RNA. RefSeq names its product period circadian protein homolog 3-like. Gene Ontology annotation, biological process: negative regulation of transcription by RNA polymerase II; entrainment of circadian clock by photoperiod; circadian regulation of gene expression. The record is from RefSeq and is a predicted model, not a curated record. Lineage: Eukaryota; Metazoa; Chordata; Actinopteri; Cypriniformes; Cyprinidae. Bases 273 to 3629 code for a protein of 1118 amino acids. Gene Ontology annotation, molecular function: transcription corepressor binding; transcription cis-regulatory region binding. Gene Ontology annotation, cellular component: cytoplasm; nucleus. The transcript is spliced from 21 exons.
CAUAAACAGCAAGUAAGUACUCAUGUUUAACGCAUCUCAUGCGCACGAAACAUAUAUAUAUAUAAUAGUGCUGUGAUGUUUUAAUACGUCAAGACUUCUACGAUUUAAGUUCUUUCAGUGGAAGACUGUAUGUUACCAGCUAGUCAAACAUCAUCCCCAUGGAUUUCUCUAUAGACCUUUAUUUUUAAUGUGGACAAAGUCAUCGGAGCAUCUAGAUUCUGGAUCAGAGCUUCAGUAGAGGUGGGCAGCGGUCCGAGGAGAACUUGUGGGAAAUGCCGGGAGGAGACGGCUUUCUCGAUGGAGAAGAGGAGAACUCUUCUCCAGGCUCCAGCAAGCAUUCGGAACAGACAGACCAAGCUAACAGAGGACAGGACCCCGGGACCAGCGGAUCAGGGUCCGGAUCGGGUUCAGGUGAGGAGGAGGAAGCCGAGGAGCAGCGAGUAAGGAGCAGCAGAGGGGAGAGUUCAGCAGGCUGUGAGGAGAGCGGAGGAGAGCAUACGCACGAGGAUGUGGACAUGAACAGCGCUCACGACUCCAGCGUCGGAGGCUCACGACAUCAUCAUUCCUCGGCCAACUGCAGCCCUGGAAGCACCAAGAGCUCAAAAUCUGCCACUGGUUCCACGUCGUCCAGUUUUCACAGCGCUCAUCACACAGAGUGCAGUGAGCAGACGGAGCAUGGGCGUGAACAGACGCACCGAGAGAUGAUGCAGACGGUGCAGGAGAUGAAGAAACGGCUGCCGUCAGAGAAGAGAAGCCGCAGUAAAGCCAGUACUGUGGAGGCACUCAACUACGCACUGAACUGUGUCAAACAAGUACAAGCAAACAGCGAGUACUACAACUUACUAAUGAGCUCCGGACUGGAGGAGAGACGAGACACUACUGUGUGCACGCUGGAGGAUCUGGAGGGAAUCACAUCAGAACACACGCCGAAAAACACUGACACGUUUGUGGUGGUCUUCUCUCUGGCUUCUGGGAAGGUGGUUCACGUGUCUGAACAGGCCUCCAGCGUGCUUCACUGCAAGAGGAAGUUUCUGGAAUCUGCCAAGUUCGUGGAGCUGCUGUACCAUCAGGAUGUCAACGUGUUUUACUCACACACGGCGCAGCCACGACUGCCGCCCUGGAAUGUGGGCACAGACAGCGCGGCGGUUCUGUUUGAAUGCGCCCAGGUCAAGUCCUUCUUCUGUCGAAUCAGAGGAGGGAAAGAUAGAGAUGGAGAGAUGUGUUAUAGUCCUUUCCGGAUCACUCCAUACCUGCUGAAGGUUCGGGGACCGAGCGCAGAGGAAGAGCCAUGCUGUCUGGCCCUGGCCGAACGCAUCAUCUCAGGAUAUGAGGCCCCUCGCAUUCCCAUGGACAAGCGCAUAUUCAGCACGACUCAUUCACCAGGCUGUGUCUUUUUAGAAGUGGAUGACCGUGCGGUGCCUUUGCUCGGUUACCUCCCUCAGGACCUGAUCGGUACCUCAUUUCUGACCUGCCUGCAUCCAGACGACCGCCUGCUCAUGCUGUCCAUGCACCGCAGAAUUCUGAAGUACGCGGGCCAGCCUCCGUUUGAACACUCACCCGUCCGGUUCCAGUGUCAGAACGGGGACUACGUCACCCUGGACUCCAGCUGGUCCAGCUUCAUCAACCCCUGGAGCCGUAAAGUGGCCUUCAUCAUCGGAAGGCACAAAGUUCGCACUGGACCUCUGAAUGAGGAUGUUUUUUCUGCACUGAGUAAACCCGUGCAGCCAGUCAUGUGUGAGGACGUUAAAGAGCUGCAAGCCAUGAUCUACAAGCUCUUCUUACAGCCUGUACACAAUAAUGGAUCCAGUGGCUAUGGCAGUCUGGCUAGUAACGGCUCUCACGAGCAACACAUCAGCGUGGCCUCGUCCAGCGACAGUAAUGGAAACCUCUGGGAGGAUUCGCACAGGGAACGAAUGACAUUGCAGCGGUUUUGUGCUGAUGUCAGUAAAGUGAAGAACUGGGGCCAGCAGGCGUAUCUGGACUCCCGGAGGAAGCUCACACCUUUAGGACCAGCCACUGCAGUGGCGGCAGCAGGCGUUUAUCCUAAUGCCAGUCAGGGUUUGGGAAUUAGAGAUCAUCUAAAGCAGUCUCUUCUAGAAGCCCGGAAACAACCACACAUCCCAUCCUACCAGCAGAUCAACUGUGUGGACAGCAUCAUCAGAUAUCUGGAGAGCUGUGCGACGUCUGCUCUGAAGCGAAAGAGCGAAUCUCUGUCCAUAACUACGUCAUCUUCAUCCUCCAUGUCUGAGGAAGACAAACCUACAGCGGCCGCACAUGAAGACGAGGGCGCUGGUGCUCUGGACAGCCAGGUGUCUGCGGGUUCGGUUACGACGGCAGCGGUGGUGGGAGCGCCGCUCACAGACAUUACAAUAUCCACAGAAGCCAUGAGCGUGGUGUCCGUCACCAGUCAGUGCAGUUACAGCAGCACCAUAGUGCACGUCCCACAGCCCGAGUCGGAGGUCACUGCUUUAGAAGAUGCUCCAAUGGGGAGUGAACCAACAGACUCCGCCCCCACUCCUGCACGCCCCGCCCCCAGCACCUCCUCAGCGGCUCAGGAGGAGUUACUCGUGUUGGGUCUUACUAAAGAGGUGCUGUCGGCCCACACCCAGAAGGAGGAGCAGCAGUUCGUAGAUCGUUUCCAACAUCGUAUCCUGCAGAGUCCUUACAGCUCCUACCUCCAGCAGGACAACAGCAGCAAGGCCCAUUCUCAUCACAGAGCUGAUGUUGUGCGUCCGCCAAACAAGCACAAGCGGCCCAAACCAGAAAACUCGUCUGACAGCUACGGCUCCCAGCCGGGCAACUACUGGUCACUUCCCAGACCCACAGGAGCGCCUCAUUCCUCCUGGCCGUCCUCAGAGUCGUCUCAGCCCCAGCCAUCCAACAUCGGCUUUGUGCCGCCCAUUGCAGUGCCAAUGCAGUCGGCCCCUUACUUCACUGUGCUCGGUGCAGGUCAGCAGCCCAUGGUGGUCCAGCCUGACCAAGGUGUCCAGAACCUCCAACCCAUGCAUCCCAUGAUGGUCGUCCUGCUUCCUAGUUACCCCAUGUACCCCGGCAACAAUGGCAUGUAUCUUCAGGGGAUGCCUGUCCUGGCACCUGGAGUCGUUCCCCAGCCUCCCUUUAAUAUGUGUGGCUACAUCCCGCCUGGUGGCCACAUGCCACAUGGGUCUCCAUCUCAGGAGCAUCCUCCAGGGUCCAGCGUCACAGGAGCUGGGAUGCCCCCGGGGGCCUCAGCGGAGGUCGACUCGAUACCUGCCCCUUGGUUUGGGGAAGACCUUGAUGCAGCACAACCUACAGCACUCUUCUCCAGCUCUCGCUCCAGCUCGCCCAUCCAGCUGAACUUACUCCAGGAGGAGCUGACCAAACCCACCGAAGCCCAGAACAGCACCGGUCCAGAGAGUCUGCAUGAGCACCACGCCAGAGCGGAGGACGCUCCCAGCGAGUCGGGGAACCAGGAUGCCCAUUCUACCUCCAGCGAAAUGCUUGACCAGUUGCUACAGGAGGACGCCCGCUCAGGAACCGGCUCCAACGCCUCAGGCAGUGGCUCCGGGGAGUCGGGAGGCUCUCUGGGCUCCGGCUCGGGACUCUGCUCUAACACCGAAAUGGUAUUUCAUCCUUGUGUCAGUCAGUAA